Molecule: messenger RNA, 766 nt
Organism: Mustela erminea (ermine)
Lineage: Eukaryota; Metazoa; Chordata; Mammalia; Carnivora; Mustelidae
Product: ferritin heavy chain-like
Exons: 1
Coding region: 5-766 (253 amino acids)
Biological process (GO): intracellular iron ion homeostasis; iron ion transport
Cellular component (GO): cytoplasm
Molecular function (GO): ferrous iron binding; ferric iron binding
Source: RefSeq, a predicted model, not a curated record
CUCAAUGCAGAGCGGCAGCCGGACCCUACCGUCAUCUGAGGGUGCCCUCCUCUUCCACUCCGACAGUUCCCGGAGGUUCCCACCAUCAUCACCGGCCUCCCUCGUCGCCCUCCCCGAAAAGGCAUUGAGAACCUGCUACCGCCACCGCCUUCGGCUCUGCAGCCCUCGCCUCCGCGCCACCUUCGCCUUCGCCCUGGUGCCCGGGCCGCCAGCCAUGGCCACCCCGCUGCUCUCCCAAGUGCGCCAGAACUACCACCCCGACUGCGAGGCCGCCGUCAACAGCCAGAUCAGCCUGGAGCUCUACGCCUCCUACGUGUACCUGUCCAUGGCCUUCUACUUCGACCGCGACGACGUGGCCUUGAAGCACUUCGCCCGCUUCUUCAUGCGCCGGUCCCGCAAGGAGACCCAGCACGCCGAGAAGCUGAUGGAGCUGCAGAACCAGCGCGGGGGCCGCCUCCGCCUCCGCGACAUCAAGAAGCCGGACCGCGACGACUGGGAGGGCGGCCUGAAGGCCAUGGAGAGCGCCCUGCACCUGGAGAAGAGCGUGAACCAGAGCCUGCUCGACCUGCACCAGCUGGCCACCGACAAGAACGACGCCCAGCUGUGCGACUUCCUGGAGAGCCACUACCUGCACGAGCAAGUCGAGGCCGUCAAAGAGCUGGGGGGCUAUGUCACCAGCCUGCGCAAGAUGGGGGCCCCCGAAGCCGGCCUGGCAGAGUACCUGUUUGACAAGCUCACCCUGGGUGACAGCGACAAAAAGUACUGA